AUGGUUUUUGAGCUAGAAAUAAAGAAAUCAGAGAAUAUACCGAAACUCUACGAUGUUUUGUUUUCUUCAUUAAAAUGGAAAGUGGAAGAGGAUUUGGCUUCACAAAUGGCAGUUGAGUUCACAGCGCUAAGAAAUUCCGCUAUCAACUCAAAGUUGCCCAAGACCGCCUUGCUCGACAACUUAAAAAGCUACCAUGAUCAGUUGAUCCUCCUUGGCGGGAAAAUCAAGUUUACUCCAGAAGCCUGUCACGUCAAAUUCAAAUGGUUCUGCAGCUACACCGCUCGUGGAGAGGAUAAAUCAGACAGAGAACUUUGCGAUAUCGAAUGGGAAUUCGCAAACGUACUUUUCAACAUCGCCAUUCUUCAUUAUCUUCAAGGAAAGCGAAAAUCAAAGGACAACGAUCGUUCGGAAGCACUCAAGUUUUUCCGAGAAGCAGCUGGAAUAGUAGAAUACCUCAAAGAUCAUCAGACAAAAGGAAUGAAUCGACGGACGAAUGAUCUCCAGGAACACGCGUUAGAGUUGAUUUUCAACGCGUUUAUUGGAUUUGCUCAGAUUGAAGUGGCAAAGAAAGCUGCUGAAGAUGGAAAAAAGAACGAACUCGUUGCGAGAUUGUACGAAGGCGCAAAACGACAGUUCAACGACAGUGGAAUAAUGACGAGCGCCAAAGCGUUGAAGCAAUAUCUCAGCUCCCAUUACAAAUACUGCGAAGCGAUGGUCAACUAUCACAUGGCCUUACACGAAGAGGAUGAUCCACAGUGGCUUCGAGAGGCUGAAUUGCGACUUACUGUCGCGCGAGACAAUCUUGGAACACUUCUGAAAAACUAUCCAGAGCUCCACGAUGAGAACGAAAAAGUUGAGCUUGCUUACAAAAGAGUGAAUUCCGCACGAGCAGCAACUGGAGAACCACCAGAGUUUGAGAAGAAUAAUCUCGUUCAAGUCAAGCCAGAGCUGAUUGCCAAAGCCAUUGACUACAAUAAACGAUGCUUUUCCCAAAACUCAGAUGGUAUUUUCGACGUAGAUUCAACACGAGACCGACCAGAUCCGAUACAAGAAAACACUUCUUGCUGGAAAUCGCUGUGCUGCUGCUUUUCAAGAGUUGACGACGAGCCGAAGAAUUUCGAAACGCAAGCUGCGCAGAUUUAG
This is a messenger RNA of Oikopleura dioica, 1143 nucleotides long. The record is from the annotation of a GenBank genome assembly. Lineage: Eukaryota; Metazoa; Chordata; Appendicularia; Copelata; Oikopleuridae.